AUGCGAGUCUCUUCGUUUUCCCUGGCACUAUCCAUCUCGUUGAACCAGGUGGCUUUGGCCUCGCUGGCCGCCAAAAGAGCCAAAGGUCCUUGGUUGGCAUUGGAUACCGACUUCCCCGACCCCAGCUUCAUUAAAGGCGAGGACGGGACAUGGUAUGCCUUUGGAACGAACUCGAAUGGCAAACGAGUGCAGGUUGCGACAUCGCCGGAUUUUGUUUCCUGGACCUUGCUCGACAAAGAAGCCCUGCCCACCUUUGCCGAAUGGGAGACUGACGUCUACCACUGGGCCCCAGAUGUGAUCCAACGGGACGACGGGAGAUACGUCCUGUACUAUUCCGGGGAUUCAAAGCAAAGCCGCCUUUGUAUAGGCAGCGCCGUCUCCGCAGGCAUAGAUCCCUCGGGGCCAUAUGUGCCCAACCCACAGCCUCUCUCCUGCCGGAAAGACCAAGGCGGGUCCAUUGAUCCGUCCGGCUUUCUCGACACGGACGGAUCGCGCUACGUGGUGUUCAAGGUGGACGGCAACAGCAUCGGGCACGGUGGCGACUGCAACAACGGGGUUGCGCCGCUGCAACCCACCCCGAUCAUGCUGCAGAAGGUCGCGGCCGAUGGCUUCACCCCCGUCGGCGAGGCAGUGCAGAUUCUCGACCGGGACGACAGCGACGGGCCGCUCGUCGAGGCUCCGAACCUGAUCCUCCACGACGGCACGUAUUUCCUUUUCUACUCGACGCACUGCUUUACAGACCGCGAGUAUGAUAUCCGCUACGCGACGGCCAGCUCCGUCACGGGGCCCUACACCAAGACCGGCGUGCAGCUGGUCAAGACGGGCGACUAUAAUCUGACCUCGCCGGGGGGCGGGACGGUGUGUCCCUGCGGUGAUCGAAUGCUGUUUCAUGGAUUCUGUGGAGGGAAACGAUGUACAUAUGCUGCGGAUAUAUUGAUUUCAGGGACGUCAGUUAAUUUUGUGUAA
Penicilliopsis zonata CBS 506.65 is the source of this 966-nucleotide messenger RNA. RefSeq lists its product as hypothetical. Gene Ontology annotation, biological process: carbohydrate metabolic process. Lineage: Eukaryota; Fungi; Ascomycota; Eurotiomycetes; Eurotiales; Aspergillaceae. Gene Ontology annotation, molecular function: hydrolase activity, hydrolyzing O-glycosyl compounds. The record is from RefSeq and is a predicted model, not a curated record. The coding region runs from base 1 to 966 and encodes 321 amino acids. The transcript has 2 exons.